CUUUCUCAAACUGCACAGGUUAAGCAUGGCUGCGCUCUUGAGAUCGGCCCGGCUCCUGAGUUUUUCUUCCCCGUUUCUGCUCCAGGUCGUCGGAGCGACUGUCCUUGGCGGCUCGCUCUCCAGGCUCGGUAGCCGGACUCUGAGCGGCAGAGGGAUCGGAGGAUGUCACGGCCGUGUCCUUAUCGGAACCGGUGUAAACAGGAGUGUGAGUGGCAGCGGUGUGCGUCUGUUGGCCAUCUCCGCACAGGAGAAGGGGGCGUCUCGGGAUGAGAGCAGCUCGGCUGUGCGCUCCCGCCAGGCGGAGCAGUUUGACUGGGCUCUCAACAAGCUGGACAGCUCCGUGAGGAGGACUGGGCGCAUCACCAAGACCCAGCUGCUCAAGAUCUUUCACGAUAUGUGCCGCACAGGAUAUCCCAGUGGAAACCAGGCUCUGCUCCUGCUGCGGAGCUGUGGCGCUCUGCUCCCGGAGAUUCACCUGUCUGAGCGCACUGAGCUGGCACACCGCAUUUGGGGAAAACUGCUGGAACUGGGUGCUGUCUAUGAUGCCAGUCAUUACAACGCCUUGCUCAAGGUCUACUUGCAGAAUGAGUUCAAGUUCUCCCCAACAGAGUUUCUCGCAAAAAUGGAGACGGCAAACGUGCAGCCCAACAGAGUAACCUAUCAAAGGUUAAUCGCUGCAUACUGCAAUGAGGGGGACAUCGACGGUGCCAGUAAAAUCCUGGGCUUUAUGAAGAGCAAAGAUCUUCCCAUCACAGAGGCAGUGUUCAGCUCCCUGGUGACCGGCCAUGCCAGAGCUGGUGAUAUGGAGAGUGCUGAGAACAUCUUCACAGUAAUGAAGGGAGCUGGAAUCGAGGCUGGUCCAGACACUUACCUGGCUCUGCUCAAUGCCUACGCUGAAAAGGGGGACAUUGACAACAUCAAGCAGACCCUGGAGAAGGUUGAGAAGACAGAUGCCAGUCUGAUGGACAGGGACUUGAUGCAGAUCAUCUUCAGCCUGGCCAAGUCUGGGCACCACCAGUAUGUGCAGGAGAUCGCAGAGCGCAUGAGACACGACCGCGGAUACAUUCCUGACGCGAUGAACCUGUGCCUGAGCCUCAUCACGCAGGGGAUGGAGGACACAGCCUUCCAGCUGCUCAAGACCUUCCCCACAUUACAGCCGGAAAGUCACAAUGGAGACACGCCAGACCUCGGCAACUUCUUCCUGCGCCACUGCGUCAACAUGGACAAGCCGGUGGAAAAGUUGAAGCGUUUCUGCAGGGAGCUUCAGGAGAGCGGCCUGCACGUCUCAGCCCUGCCCUUCACCCUCUACUGCGCCCUGGAUGCCAAAAAGACAGCUACGGCAGUGGAGCUGAUGAAGGUGAUGAAGGAGGAAGGGCUGCCGGUGAGAACGCACUACUUCUGGCCUCUCCUUGCGCAUCACCAGAAAGAGAAGAAUUCUCAAGGUACAAUGGAGGUUCUGAAGGCCAUGCAGGAGCUGGGUGUGGAGCCUGAUGUGGACACCUACACGAACUACGUGCUCACCUCCUUCGACAGCCUGGAGAUCGCUCACACCAAGCUCAGGGAGGUGGGCUGCUCCGUGGAGACUGAGGGGUUUGCUGCCUCUGAGCUGAGGUCGGAGGCAGUGAAUGGGAGGCUGGAGAGCAUUCUUGCCAUGCUGUCUUCACUGACCAUGCCUGCAGUGGAGCUGAGUUCAUUCAGGGGAAGCCUCAUUCUAGGAUUCAAAAGGUCUCAAGAUGUGGAUACCAUGGCAAAGAUCACAGAGCUGCUGCACAGGGACAGACGCUUCAGCGCGGCACCUGCUGGAUCCACUGAGGUGGUUGGAUAUUUCCUUUAUAACCUGAUCGACAGCAUGAGUGACUCUGAGGUGCAAGCCAGGGAGGAGACUCUCAGACAGUACUUCCAUCAGCUCAAGAAGAUGAACAUUGUAAUCUCUGCCAAUAUAUACAGAGGUAUUCGGAACCUGCUGGAUUCGUACCAUGUUCCAGAACUCAUCAAGGACGUCAUCGUUUUGGUCGAUGAGAAAGAAAAGCUUUCAGCCAGCGAUCUGCUCAAAGGCCCAGAAGUUAAAGUGUCUGCUCUGGAGAGUAAGCUGGCAGAGUUGAAGACUGAGAACAAGCCAAUCGGAGAGACACUCAAACAGCUCAUCCUGGCCCUCUGUGCUGAAGAGAACAUGCCGAAAGCCCUUGAACUGAAAAGCCAGCAUGAGGCGGACAUGGUCGUCGGCGGCUAUGCGGCUCUGAUCAAUCUGUGCUGUCGUCACGACAACGUCGAGGAAGCGCUCAACUUGAAACAAGAAAUUGACCGUAAAGACUCCUCUGUGGUCCUGGAUGUCAACAAGUAUUUGGGGUUGGUGAAGGUCCUCGCAAAGCACGGCAAAAUCGAUGACGUGCUCGGCAUCCUGAAGGAGAUGAAGGAGAAGGGCGUGGCCGUGCGGGACGCCAGCGUCACUUCAUUCUUCCACAUCCUGAACGCCUCGGCCAUGCGUGCGGAGGAGGAGGUUGUGCGGAGCAUCCUGGACGCUCUCUUCACCCUGGGCCUGGCCAAGCCCUCCGCCAACCUCUGCUCCCCGCUCGUCACUGUGCACCUGGAGAAGGGGGACCUGCCCACUGCGCUGGAGGCUUCCAUGGACUGCCAAAGGAAGUAUAGCCAGAUGCCUCGCCUCCAUGACGUCCUGUGUAAGCUGGUGGAGAAGGGCGAGACUGAACUCCUGCAGAAAGCGAUGGAUUUCAUUAGCCAGGAGCGGGGUGAGAUGACAAUGCUGUACGACCUGUUCUUUGCCUUCAUGCACACGGGCAAAUACAAGGAGGCUCGCAAAAUCAUUGAGACUCCUGGGCUGAGGUCUCGUCCUGGGCGGCUGCAGUGGUUUUCUGAGAAGUGCAUUGCUGCCAACCAGAUGGAGACUCUGGAGAACAUGGUGGAGAUGACUCGGAAGCUGUUUGAGUGUGAUCGGGACGAGAUGUACUACUAUCUCACCAGACUCUGCAAGGAGAACAAUGACUGGAGGAAGGCUGAAGCCACCUGGAUGAAGAUGCAGGAGGAGAACGUCAUCCCGCGGGAGCGGACCCUGAGGCUGCUGGCUGACAUUCUGAAGAGCAACGGGCAGGAGGUGCCGUUCGAGGUGCCCGAGGCGUGGUUUGAGGAGGCUGCAGAGAUGGAGAAGACAAAGGGCAAAGCCUCCAGCACCCCGGCCUCCCUCCCUGCUGACUCGCCCAUCGAGUACCAGCGCCGCAUCAUGGCCCUCUGCAAGAAGAACAUGAGCGGAGAGGCGUACAGGGUCCUGUCUGACGCUGAGAGCAAAGACCUGGCUCUCCACUCUGCUGCCUACAACAGCCUUAUCAAGUCUCUGCUGGCCGAAGGCAACCUGGAGGAUGCCAUGAAGGUUAAAGACAUAGCCAGGAGCCGAAUCUCAGGCUUCACUCUGAGCGACACGGCCAGCAGCCUCCUCCUCAUCACCCAAGUGAGGCGGGACAAUCUGAAAGGUGCCCUGAGCAUGCUGAAGGGGAUGCUGCAGGCCGACCAGGUCCCCACGCAGCUGGCUGUCACCAGGCUGGUCCAGGCACUGGGGAUGAAGGGAGACGUGGAGAGCAUUCAGGCAGUGGAGAGCAUGAUUAAAAGCCUGGGACAGUCCAUUAAUUUAUCACGCAUGCUUUUCAUCAAUAAUAUAGCUGUCGCACACAUCAAGAACAAUGAUGUUGACUCUGCAGUGCAGUUCAUUGAGCCCCUGUUUACUCCGGGGAGCGGAGGUCAGAGUUCAGGGCUGCAGGUCAGCAGUGUAUCCUUCGUGUUCAGGAAGGUCAUUGAAGAGAGGCUGGAGCCUGCUUUGGAUAAGUUAAGCGCCAUGGCAGAGAGACUGGCAAACCACUUUGCUGCGUACAGACCAGCCACAGACCUCUUCCUGCAGUUCCUGGACACCGGCAGGACUGAAGACGCCAAGUUCCUUCUGCAGAGAUGUGCUGGUAUAGGAGAACAAAAGGAGAUCUUGGUAGCCUACAUCACCAGGGCAGCACAGAAGCCUGGCCAGGCUCCAAAGAUCAAAGCUCUGCUUGACAUCUUACCCGACUUCCCUGACAAGGAGCUGGCUUACGCCUACCUCAUGAAGUGCUAUGGGUUAGACAAUGACAUCGCUGCAGCCAAGGCUCUGUACCAGCAGAUGCAGGAGGAGCACAUGCAGCCUGACGAGUUGUGCCUGAAGAGACUGGCCCUGCUGCUGAAGAGCGCUGGGGAGCCCGUCCCCUUCACAGAGCCCCCGGAGAGCUUCAGGUUUUACGCAGACAAGCUGAGACGAGGCAGCAGUAACCAGCUCUCAGAGGACGACUAGAUCUAGUUUCAUUGCUCUUUGUUUUGUUAUUUUUUUAUAUAUAUACUGUAUACUGCUGCUGAAAAUGUGUAGGUUAAUGUUUGUUAUUACAUGUGACUUCUCAUCGCUGUACAGAAGUAUUUAUCCAUGCCAAUAAAAUCUGGGACACGUCAGGGGUGUGAAGUGGA
Messenger RNA from Polyodon spathula (Mississippi paddlefish), 4485 nucleotides. RefSeq names its product leucine-rich pentatricopeptide repeat containing (gene lrpprc). Lineage: Eukaryota; Metazoa; Chordata; Actinopteri; Acipenseriformes; Polyodontidae. The transcript is spliced from 38 exons. The coding region runs from base 26 to 4318 and encodes 1430 amino acids. The record is from RefSeq and is a predicted model, not a curated record. Gene Ontology annotation, molecular function: protein binding.